AUCAACGAAUAUUGUCAAUAAUUUAAUAUUAUUUUUUCUGACUUUGUAUACUACUUUUAAUUGUUUAUAGUCUGCUUAUGUUUUUCAUAAUUUCAUGUUUUGAAUUUUACAUACGAUGGUAGAAGAAGUAGUUAAUUCUACUAGUAAACCAAAGAAUAAAACUGCUAGACCACGUCCAGUUUAUUUGUGGAAUGUGCUAGACGUACAAAAAUGGUUGAGGAGGCAUUGUAGCGAUUAUUAUCAAUUAUAUCAUGAAAGGUUUUUAUAUCUGCAAUCGACUAGCUGCGCAACAGAAAUAUUGGAAAAAGAAGAGACGAUACAUCGAUCCCACACCGACAGUCCUAAUGUGGUCCUAGCGGCCACUUUUUCUGUACGGCGUAAUAUGCUUUGACGACUGCCUAUAUCGCGGCGUAACAAUACGUAUCAUACACUUAUUAUAGACAUACAAAUUUUAUACAUACAACGGUUUUGUUUAAAUUCAGUAAGUUGACGCA
Eufriesea mexicana is the source of this 494-nucleotide messenger RNA. It is a transcript of the gene ave, whose product is annotated as sterile alpha motif domain-containing protein aveugle. The transcript is spliced from 3 exons. Gene Ontology annotation, cellular component: cytoplasmic side of plasma membrane. The record is from RefSeq and is a predicted model, not a curated record. Lineage: Eukaryota; Metazoa; Arthropoda; Insecta; Hymenoptera; Apidae. Gene Ontology annotation, molecular function: protein binding. Gene Ontology annotation, biological process: cell surface receptor protein tyrosine kinase signaling pathway. Bases 116 to 391 code for a protein of 91 amino acids.